AUGGACGAAGAAGGUAUUAAUGAUGACUCGACCGAUGUGUGGACACUUAACAUAAUACAAAAGUAUGAAAAGCGUGAGGGUCUUGACGACAUUUGUUUGGCUGAUUUUGUAUCUUGUUAUACUAAGGAUAGAAGUAGUAUAAACACUUAUAAACGGCGAAGUAUCCCUCGAAUAGUGCGAUGGAGAAAAUAUAAAAAGACCGAAUUAAACGAUUUCAAGCGUGAAAUGGUUCUUUUGUUUCAACCAUUCCGGAAUGAAACUUGCGAUAUUCUCGAUCGCAACAACUUUAUUGAAUUGUAUGACCAAAAUGAGGCAUUCAUAUUGAAUAAACUGAAAGAAUAUGAUUGCAAUAUAAAUCUCGAGCAUAUCGUCGAAGAAUAUCUUCGUAUAAACGAAGAAAUUGAAUCUGACGAUCUACAAAAUGAAACCAACGAUAAACACAACGAAUUCGUUCGAGCUAUUGUCAUGGAGCCGAACGAUGAUGAUAUCGAACAGUUGCCCACUGGUGCUCUAUCAGCGGUUGUUAAGAAACGUACCAAUGUUAUGAGCAAGUUAGAGUAUUGCGCUAUGGUGAGAGCUACAAAUGUAGAACAACGUAAUUUGAUUCUACAUUUAAUUGAUAUCUUGCAUAGUUUCGACGGGAUGAACAUACCUUUGCAAAUAUUUUUCACUGGUCCUGCAGGAUGUGGUAAAACCUUCACACUUCGUAUUUUGAUGGAGACGUAUAAUCGUUUCAGUCAAUCCCAUAAUUCGCUAAAAUAUGCAUAUGUUGCUUGUGCCUCCACAGGAAAAGCAGCGGUAGCUAUUGGCGGCACUACAGUUCAUUCCGCUUUUCGUAUUACAAUGGCGCGUAGACAUAAUUCGAAACUUGGAUUUGAAACUCUUCAACUAUAUCGUAAUGCUUUCGCAGGAAUAAAAGCAAUCAUUAUUGAUGAAGUGAGUAUGAUAGGUGCAGAUGUACUUAAUACCAUUCAUUCUCGAUUGCAAGACAUCACUGGUAACUUUGAUGAUCCGUUUGGAGGAAUUCACAUUAUAUUUUGUGGUGAUCUUCGGCAAUUGCCACCUGUUAAUGCUCGACCAGUUUUCAAACCAUGUCGAAAUUCUUUUCAAGGGCCUGUACUAUGGCAAUCCUUAAAUUUCUUUCCAUUAGUGCAAGUUAUGCGUCAAACCGAUGUUGAAUUUUCCACCAUACUAACCAAAAUUGGUAAUGGCGAGGCCCUUACUAGCUCUGAAACUGAGCGGAUUGAGAGCCGAUUUCGAACAGUCGACUGGUGUAGACAAAAUGUACCGAACGCAAUACGUCUCUUUCAUCGUAAUAUAGACGUAGAAAAGUAUAAUACUGAAACAUUACGUGAUCGGGAGGGGCAUGAUUUCAUUGUGGACGAUGUUUUCACAGGUUACAGGAACGCUGAACAGCUAGCAAGCGCUCGUAGUAAACUUCAUAAAAUGAGCGUUGUGGAAACAGGUGGUUUACCAUAUUUAUUGCGAUUGACAAUCGGAAUGCCCUAUAUGAUCACCACCAACAUUGACGUUGAAGAUGGAAUGGUUAACGGUGCUAUAGGGGAACUCAAAUUUAUCGAACAUGGCGAAGAUGAUUCCGGUGAACAUAUUAGCCGACUUUGGAUGAAAUUCGAAAGUGAUGUUAUUGGUACCACUUUGAAAAUUAAAUCUCGUCCUUUAGUGUAUUCUAAACCAGGUCAACUGCAGUUUGGUUGGGUUCCUCUUACGAAGCGAUCAGCUAGCAUUAAGCUUGGUAGCAUCACUUGCAAACGUAUUCAAUUUCCGGUUGUUAGUGCAUGUGCACUUACAGUACACAAAUCGCAGGGAGGUACCUUCUCUGAAGUUGUAUUUGACUACGACAAAAGUCUAGAACAACAAUUGGUUUAUGUUGGGCUGUCGCGAGUCACAUCAAUGGAUGGUCUUUAUUUAACUAACUCGAAAAACAAUUUUAAAUUUAAUCAUUGUAAGAGUAGUAAUACACCCCGUAUUGUUGAGCUGAGAACAGAGCUAGAACGUCUAUCAAAUCAUCAGUUGCCGACGAUUAGUGGCGUAUUACUGGAUUUCAUUGAACAGGCAGAUCAUAGUUGUAGCCUAAUAAGUUUCAAUGUACAAAGCUUGAAUGCUCAUUCCUCAGACAUAUCAACUGAUAAUUUGCUUACCAAAGUUGACAUUUUAUCCAUCAGUGAAACUUGGUUGAACAAUUGUUCUGCUGUGGAUAUAAUCGGUUACAGUUGUAUCGCCGAAUCCAAGCGUCCCCAUUCUAGAGCUGGUGGUGUUGCAAUUUAUCAACGUACUACUGCAUCUACUAUGGCUAUUGUUCAUGAAAUUGAACAAGUCAGUGAAGAGCAUGACGAGAAUUUGUCCUUGGCGGAUAAUAACGGAGACAUUUGUGCAACGGAAGUUAUGCUAAAAGACCAAUACUUUGUUUGA
This is a messenger RNA of Topomyia yanbarensis, 2430 nucleotides long. RefSeq lists its product as uncharacterized. Gene Ontology annotation, biological process: telomere maintenance; DNA repair. Gene Ontology annotation, molecular function: DNA helicase activity. The record is from RefSeq and is a predicted model, not a curated record. The transcript is spliced from 2 exons. The coding region runs from base 1 to 2430 and encodes 809 amino acids. Lineage: Eukaryota; Metazoa; Arthropoda; Insecta; Diptera; Culicidae.